CGGAUGGAUAGGACAGCACGGUCACGUGAUGACAUCGCACUUCCGGUCUGGCCAGUAAUCCCGGUCUCCAGGCCUUCAUGCAGACAAUUAUCCUGAGAGGGGCCUGUUAUUUGGGAAGAGAGCGAUGAAUUCCCUGGAACAAGCGGAAGAUCUUAAGGCAUUUGAAAGAAGACUCACUGAGUAUGUUUCCUGUCUGCAACCUGCAACUGGCCGGUGGCGAAUGAUCCUUAUAGUGGUGUCUGUCUGUACUGCAACAGGGGCUUGGAACUGGUUGAUAGACCCGGACACACAGAAGGUGUCCUUCUUCUCAUCUCUAUGGAAUCACCCAUUCUUCACAAUAAGUUGCAUUACCCUUAUUGGUCUGUUCUUUGCUGGAAUACACAAACGUGUUGUUGCCCCGUCGAUAAUCGCUGCACGUUGUAGGACAGUCCUAGCAGAAUACAACAUGUCCUGCGAUGAUACUGGGAAAUUGAUCCUGAAACCACGGCCACAUAUACAGUAGACUUUCCAUUGAGAUGGCCAACUUGUGCUUGGGUAAAGUUUCUCACGAUUUCUGAGGCACGUACCAGAAAUCCACAAGCAUGGUGAUUGUGAGCAGGGAUAGUACUUGCUGCUGGUGGGAUGUACCUGUGUACAUUAAGCCAUAAGUGGAAGAGCAUAGGACAGCGCUUUUCUAAAAUUGCAUACAUCAGUUUUUCCAUGUCAUUCGAGAAGCCGUCCUCUGUGUGCUGAAACACCCCUAAAGACACUGUAUCUUUUAUUUUUAUUUUUUUGACGUACCUCUUCAUUCUUGAUGGAAAAAGUUAGCAAAUGGGAUUUUUAAGCAAAUAGGAUUCCCACAUUCCUGUUUUUUAAAGAAAAAUGAAAUAGUUUAAUACACUAAGGAGAAUGGUUGGAAGGUCGCUGGUUUAGAUCUUGAGGUUGUGGUGAUGUCACCGUUGAGACUUUGGGGCAUUGCCCUUAACCCCAAUUGCUUCACGGACUGGUUGACCCUGAUUUUUCAUAUGUCGUCUUGGAUACAUACGUCUGCCAAAUAAAUAAAGUGUGACAGGAUCACAAACAUUUCCUAUCAGUUUGCUAGACCUGGUAUAAGUGUGACCGAGCAAGCUCCACCAUGGUUCCUUUUAUUAUGCCUUUCUGUUGACUGUAGCCAAAUACAGAGUGGGAAUUUUAAAUAAAUUUAAAGGAAAAUA
This is a messenger RNA of Brienomyrus brachyistius, 1193 nucleotides long. RefSeq names its product CTD nuclear envelope phosphatase 1 regulatory subunit 1 (gene cnep1r1). Gene Ontology annotation, cellular component: cytoplasm; Nem1-Spo7 phosphatase complex. Bases 125 to 502 code for a protein of 125 amino acids. NCBI's taxonomy places the organism in Eukaryota, Metazoa, Chordata, Actinopteri, Osteoglossiformes, Mormyridae. The record is from RefSeq and is a predicted model, not a curated record. The transcript is spliced from 6 exons.